Molecule: messenger RNA, 2697 nt
Organism: Trypanosoma rangeli
Lineage: Eukaryota; Euglenozoa; Kinetoplastea; Trypanosomatida; Trypanosomatidae
Exons: 1
Coding region: 1-2697 (898 amino acids)
Molecular function (GO): protein binding
Source: RefSeq, a predicted model, not a curated record
AUGCUGACGCCACAAGUCACAGACGGGGAGUGCAGAGAGGAGUUGCGCACCGCCAUCUUUCGUGUGCGGCUGCUGCUUGCAUUGCAUGGGCUUACGGACGCCGAUGACCAUGAUGGGCAGGAGAGCACAGUGCCCGCGGGGCCAAUGCCACUGUCAUCGCUGCGGGAAAGCACCGCGUGUUUCUACAGUAACGCCCUCCGCUCCGUGGACCUCGAGGAUGGAAGCAGUGAGAAGUGUCAGUUGGACGGGAACAAAGUGCUGGGGCACACGCGUGACACACAUAGCGAGGGGAUGGAGGAAGAAGAGCGAGAGAAGUUCGUUGUCACACAGGCCUUGCCGCUUCCACCGCUGCGCUGGCUCUUCCCGACGCUGCAGCAGCGACUGGAAGCAGUGGAGAAGAGACGAAGUAGGCGACAGAAACGUGCCGGCCGUAUCCCGAAGCGAGGUUGGUUUCGAAGUAAUCCUGUCGCCGCAGCUGCAGCCGUCGUGUGUGGUGAUAUUGAUGACUCCAAUGAUGAUCAUCAGGAGGAAAACAGUAGUCAUCAUGCACGCACGAGCAUUUCCUCCACUCUUACCUUGACGGGUGAUCACAGUGACAGAAGCAGCUCACAAGACACAUACUCGGUGUCCCAUGCCUCUACUGAUGAUGUCUACAUUCAUAAAUUGGCACAUGAGCAUGGGUCGCCCCUCAAUACCUCCAGCACCGUUCAUCGCCGUUGGGGUUCUGCAUCCAUUACUGCUGGAGGUACACGUGCAAAUUUUUUAUCGAGUCCUUCACUACCACAAUCGGCGGUGCCUGCUUUUGUUGGUGCCUGCAGCGAGAGCACGGCGAUCACAGCACAGAUGGAGUUUGAUAGAAUUGGCACAGGCAAAGAGGCACCAUAUACGUCGUACCUUUUUUCGCCUGAGGCGCGUAUUGUGGACCUGAGCACGCUGCUUGUAGCCACCGACAAGAGGCAUGAAACUGACAAGCAUAAGGCUGCUGCGGAUGCUUGUAGGGGCGAUGGAUGCACGCGAGUGCGUUUCUCCCCAGAGGGAGAUUGUUAUAUUGUAGGCACGGAACGGGGCAAGUUGUGGUUUGUGCAGGUGACUGCCAACCCGGGCGGCGUCAUCACAACCACUGCUGGGGCGCCGCUCCUGCUUCAGGGCCACAGCGGUGCCGUCACAGAUAUUGCCUUUGAUGAUGUGGGCACAUGUUUUGCUUCCGCGGGGGCUGACGCCUGCGUUAUAUUGUGGAGUCAGCGAAUGCCGACCAAGGUCCGCCGUAUCAACACCGAUGGUGUUGUGCCUGUUGCAGUUCGAUUUAUGCCAAAGAACAACAACUACAUUAUAGUUUCACUUCCGCAGCAGCAUCUGCUUUGUCUCUACAACACCUCCACCGGUUUUUCUGUGACGCGCAAGGGGCAGCUCAUACGUGUGCAGGCCACAGCGUUGGCAGUGGAGCCCUGCACCGAUCCUUUUCUUUUUUUAGGAGACGCUAACGGGGCCAUCACCGUUUGGCGGUGCCGCGUGAGCAGCGUUGACGGUGUGGCAUGCCCCUCCGUCGUGACGGUGGAUGCAAAAGAAGCAAGGCAACGACGGCGGCCAGACAACAUAUCUCAGUCGUCGCUGUUACAAGCAUCAUAUUCCUUCAAAUCAACAGCGCCGCCACCAUCUUUAUUGCGUAGUGUAGCAAUGGCGGCAGGGUCAUCCGCAGUCAGAGCACACAGCAAAAAUGAAAGGCGACGAGAGCUUGUGGCGACCUCAAUAAUGGAGGGUCAGCCGCAAUUCGAGAAGAUAGCGGGGUGCAUUGUGGAGAAGGGGACACCCGUAGCAUCUUUGGUGGCGAGUUCCAUGAAUCACCAACAGUUUCAUUGUCUUUUACGUGCUCAACACACGGGCCAAGAAAUCCCUGAGAGAAGCACAGUCAAAAAGUGGGCAGCAGCUGCACUCGGAGGUGGAUGGCCACUAAAUAAGGUAAAAAAGUUAUCUACCCAAACGGAUGCUAAAAUUUCAUCCCGGACAGCCUAUGCCAUGAUGUUGCUUGCCUCAUUUACGCAGGAUCGAUUGGUAAUUCUUUCCGUUCAGCCAAGCAAAUCUACUCCUCGGGAAUACAAGCUGAUUCCUAUGCUAAGUAUGACAGGCACAUGUCGUAUCCGCCAAAUGUCAGUAGGUACUUCCUUUUGUGUGGACAAUAUGCGCUGCCCCACAAUCUCGUGUACCUGUGAAGAAGGGUUUGUUUACAUCGUCGCCUGUACACCGGCACGCCCAUUUGUUUUGAAGGAAGAGACCACGAAGAGAAGUUGCCCCACGGCAUCCAGGCCAGUUCAGUGGAGCGUCAUGGCAACUCUGCCGGUGCCAUGUGGCGGUAUUCCGCGCAGUCUAGCAUGGUCGCCCGAUAUGGGCCUUCUUGUGGCGGUGACAGAAGAAGGCAUGUUGUAUGAGUGGCGGCGCGUCCACCUGCACCACGAUGAGUUUUGGCGCAGCGGUGAGGAGCCUUAUCGCGAUGACGAUGACUCCACCGGUGUCCCCCGCACUCUGGAUGAGGCGGAAGAAUGGCGUAUUUGUUUGCAUCGGGAAAGAGAACGACAAAUGCGCCGCUACCGCGCACACGGGGGAACCGAUGAGUCUGGCGACAGUUCGUUGGGCGGCUUAAACGAUUGGUGGAAGGGAAGCGGGGAUUCCAUGAGCCAAAGUUGGGGGCAGUCGCCUCCGUAA